CACCCUGGUUAAGCCUGUCAGUGAGCGGCCUUCCCUCUGACGACAACAUGGCGCUCAACCUGGUGGCCAAAGUUCAUCCCGUGGUGUUUUUCACCAUUGUGGAUUCCUACGAAAGAAGAAAUCCUGAUGCUCAUCGUGUAAUAGGAACAUUAUUAGGUACCAUAGGUGUGGAUAAGGGAGCCAUUGAGAUAACUAACUGCUUCUGUGUUCCUCACAAUGAGUCAAAAGAAGAGGUUGCAGUGGAGCUGGACUUUGCUAAAGAUAUGUACGAACUACACCGCAAAGUAAAUCCCGGCGAGGUGAUUGUGGGGUGGUGGGCAACUGGCCACGAGAUCACCGACCACUCUCUGCUCAUCCACGACUACUACUCCCGCGUCACCAACAACCCCAUCCAUCUCACUGUGGACACAACUCUGCACGGAGGCCGCAUGAACAUCAAGGGAUAUGUUAGUGCCAGCAUGGGGGUUCCUGGCCGCACCCCAGGCACCAUGUUUGCCCCUAUUCCGGUUGAGGUCAUCUCCUAUGCACCAGAGAUUGUUGGAACAAAUGCCACCCAGAAGAGCAAAUACAGUAGGCAGCGUCUAGUGGAUCCCACGACUGACCUGCAUCAAAUUUCUGAAGCAACCCAGAACAUGGAGGCAACACUUGAGACUCUCAUCUCCUACGUUGAUGAUGUCCUAAGUGGAAAAGUACCAGCUGAUAAUUACAUUGGCCGCGAGUUGACCAGGAUGGUAAACCAGGUUCCCAAGAUGUCUGCCCAUGACUUUGAAGAAAUGCUGAACACCAACAUGAAGGAUCUUCUAAUGGUCAUCUACUUGUCUCAGCUGACUAAGGUCAAUGUGAGUCUGAAUGAGAAGCUGACAAUGCUGGUAGCAACACAGUAGAUCUUGGAUUUUAUAUUAAAGAAACAAGGAAACCAAAAUGAAAGAUUACUUCUCCAUGAUCUGAAGUUAAUUUUGUUUAGAAAAUAAAACCCCUAAUGCCAAUACUCA
Messenger RNA from Homarus americanus (American lobster), 992 nucleotides. RefSeq names its product eukaryotic translation initiation factor 3 subunit F-1-like. The transcript has 7 exons. The record is from RefSeq and is a predicted model, not a curated record. Gene Ontology annotation, cellular component: eukaryotic translation initiation factor 3 complex, eIF3m. Lineage: Eukaryota; Metazoa; Arthropoda; Malacostraca; Decapoda; Nephropidae. Gene Ontology annotation, biological process: translational initiation. Gene Ontology annotation, molecular function: metallopeptidase activity; translation initiation factor binding; translation initiation factor activity. Bases 48 to 884 code for a protein of 278 amino acids.